This is a messenger RNA of Linum tenue, 2460 nucleotides long. Lineage: Eukaryota; Viridiplantae; Streptophyta; Magnoliopsida; Malpighiales; Linaceae. The record is from the annotation of a GenBank genome assembly.
UAAGAAUGCGCCGAAAUCUAAUAUCCACAGAAGGUAAGGAGAAUUUUGGACUUCUCCUUUCUCCGGUGGACUUGGGAUUCUUCGUCGACGGGGACGACGACGGCUAAGGCUAAGGCGCACACUCCCUCUAAUUCACAGCUUUCCUCAUUGCUGCCGCAGCCACAUAAGCCUCUUUCGCUCCAUUUCUGUCCUUCGGCAAUCCUUCUCCCCUGUCACAUGAGCUCUGCUGCGGAAGAAGAUAAGGUUGCCGCCGCCUUUACCGAUUCCAAUUUCCCUCCGGCUGCAUGAGUUGGCAGGAACUCUGUCACUACAGGUAUUCUUUCAAGUGCGGCUGCCUGACGCAUUUGCUGAGGUUGAAGGAGCUCCAGCUCUUCCUGGUUUGGCUAUGGUCCGACUCGCUCUCUCAGAAUCUCUCGCUCCCAAUCUCCCCCUCCUCUCCGCAGCCAACGGCGCGGCGGUUUUAUCAUCACCGCCGCCUCGAAUAUGCUAUCGCGUCGCUGCUCGCCGUUGGUUGACUCCUGGUUUCCGGUCGCCUGCUUCUUGCAGGAUUAGGAAUUUUCAGUCAAAGUGUUCGAAUGUGAAUUCUGAUCUCCAGUUCAGCCAUGCCGUGGCUGAGGAUGAGUUCUUCACGAAUGAGGGUUCUUCGAUUCAGGGAGAUUUCUUGCCCCCCAUUGUACAGCUCAAUACUGAGAUUCUUGAGACUCCAAGCUUUGGAUUGUUGGUGGAAACAACUGAUGCGGAUGGACUUUUGUUGGCAUUGCCUGUUUUAUCCGAGGAAGAGCAGAAUGCUCUAGCAGCUACCCCGGCUCAUCCGGCUGGAUUAUAUGCAUUUUAUGCCAAUGUAGUAACUGGGAACAUCGUGGAACGUUUAUGGGAGUUUGCUUGGCCUUCUGCUAUCGCACUGCUUCAUCCGAGCCUUCUACCAGUGGCGGUCAUGGGUUUCUUUGCUAAGUGCCUUAAACAGUCGGCUUUACUUGUUGUGGGUCCUUUGCUUGGAAAAUUUAUGGACUAUUAUCCCAGAGUACCUGCAUAUAUUAGCCUCAAUGUGGUCCAGGCAGCUGCUCAGGUAUUGUCUGCUACGAUGAUAAUUCAUGCUCACACAAUGGCUACAACUUCCUCGUCUUCUGUUGUUCUCCGUCCAUGGUUUGCUGUGCUGGUUUUGGCUGGAGCUAUCGAAAAGCUAUGUGGGGUAGCAUUGGGGAUUGCUAAUGAACGUGAUUGGGUUGUGCAGCUAGCUGGGAUAAGUAGGCCCAUUGCACUCGCACAAGCAAAUGCUGUUCUUGGUAGGAUCGACAUGCUCGCAGAGAUAGCUGGGGCGUCAAUGUUUGGAGUUCUUCUUUCCAAAUAUGGUCCAGUUAUGUGCCUGAAAUUUGCUUCUACUUUGAUGAUUGGUUCACUGCCACUGAUGAUUGGGCUCACAUAUUUAACUAACAAGUUAUCAAGUGGGGUUCUAGACAAUACUAGAUCUUUCCAAUCUUGUAGCAGAGACUCCAGCGGUAGUCACCAUAUAGUGGAUAAAUGUUUGGAAACCAUCAAGCUUGGAUGGAAGGAAUAUAUUCAGCAGCCAGUUCUCCCUGCAAGCAUUGCCUAUGUGCUAUUGUGUUUCAAUGUUGUACUUGGUCCUACUUGUUUGAUGACAGCGUUUUUGACUCAGAGAGGUGUGAGUCCUUCGAUAAUUGGCGGUUUCACUGGACUCUGUGCUGCCAUGGGGGUUGUAGCAACAUUCCUUGCAGCCAAUUUGGUCAAGCGAUUAGGCAUUUUAAAGGCUGUAGCUUUUGGAUUAAUAUUCCAGGCUUCAUUACUUCUCAUGGCUGUUACAGUUUAUUGGAGUGGAUCUCUCUCGCACCAGAGUUCUAUCAUUUUCUUCUUGGGCUUAAUUGUACUAUCAAGGUUGGGACACAUGUCAACUCAAGUUGCAGGGGCACAAAUUCUCCAGACAGGGAUCCCAUCAUCGAAAGCAAACCUGAUAGGGAUAACCGAGGCAUCAGUCGCAAGCUUGGCGGAGUCGUUGAUGCUCGGAGUGGCGAUAUUAGCAAACGACGCUUCCCAUUAUGGCAUGCUGGCAUUACUCUCGGUGACAGCAGUCGUUGGUUCGGCUUGGAUUUUCUGUAGAUGGGCGAUGAAUCCAACUCCUGAACAAAGGCGGCUCUUCUCUUCCUAACCCCCACUCCUUGAUUCCUGAAACAAAAUGUAAGUAUUAUAGGCAGCGACAUUGUUUAUUCAAAUACUGGGAAGAAAGCUCCCUCAAUUCAUGUGUAGGCACCACACACUCUUUGCUCUCACAGCUAUCUAAGAUCAGAAAAGAAAAAGGGUUCAAUUUCGGAACUGGAGUGUUGAAUGUAAUCUACACAAAGCAAAAGUCAGAUUCUUCGCGAGAGCUCUGCGCGUAUCACUAAAGAUACAUGUAUGAGUUAUUAGGGGUACAUUUUUUUGAAAGUUGUUCAUUAAGAAAACGAUCGG